AUGUCCAGCAAGAUGUCCAGCGGCAGUGACAUAGGCCAAGCACGUCGGGCAGUGGAGCAGCUGCGGAUGGAGGCUGGCAUUGAUCGUGUCCAGGUGAGGGCUCGAGCCUGGGAGAGGAUGGGGAGGGGGAGGGGAUGGCUCUGGGUAUCCAAGGCAGCAGGGGAACUCUUGCAAUACUGUGUGGAACAUGCCAAGAGCGACCCAUUCCUCAUGGGCAUCCCAGCUGCCGUCAACCCCUUCAAGGAGAAGAAGCCAUGCACCAUCCUGUGACCCCCCCCCCUCCCCACCAAAGGAACACUUGUGUCUUUAGACACUCCCAUCCUGAGAUCCCACCGCUCUAAUUCCCCAUUCAACACUCCUAUCAAGAGAUUCCUCAUCUUCCUGUCCCAAGAUGCCCCUGCCCAGCAGGUCCCUCUGGCCUGAGAUAUAAGCCACUCCACAGCACCUCAUUCCCCAACACCCGGGUCCCCCAUGUCACCCUGUGACACGCCCCCCCCCCCGCCCUGCCAAGAGCAAGAGAUCCCCUUGAUCUCCUCUCCUUGCCCUUCAAUUCCAAAGGGUCUGAGAGCCACAGGAAAAUGAGGGUCAAGCCUUAUUAAAGUCCUCAGCUCCAUGUGUGAGUUUGAGUUCCUGUCUGGGAAGGAGAACCAAGAACUCCUCUGCCCUCCCAAAG
This is a messenger RNA of Dromiciops gliroides (monito del monte), 673 nucleotides long. It is a transcript of the gene GNG14, whose product is annotated as G protein subunit gamma 14. Gene Ontology annotation, molecular function: G-protein beta-subunit binding. Gene Ontology annotation, cellular component: heterotrimeric G-protein complex. The record is from RefSeq and is a predicted model, not a curated record. Gene Ontology annotation, biological process: G protein-coupled receptor signaling pathway. Bases 1 to 270 code for a protein of 89 amino acids. The transcript is spliced from 2 exons. NCBI's taxonomy places the organism in Eukaryota, Metazoa, Chordata, Mammalia, Microbiotheria, Microbiotheriidae.